AUGGCUCUGCGUAACUUGUUGACGUUCUCCCUGGCACUACCCACUUUCUCAAUCGCUGCGACACUCUACGCAACUCAUUAUGACGGCAAUGUCUACAAACUCUCGCUUGAGGGCGAAGGUGAUGAAGUUUCUCUCAAGCAAACUCAAGCACUGCAGACAUGCGGUAAAGCCCUGAGCUGGCUCACGGUUGACCUUGAGCAUGGACUCCUAUGGUGUUCUGACGAGCCAUCGUCGGGGUCUUUGACGUCGUUAGAGAUUGGAAAUGACGGGGCCUUGAAAGAGAUGGUGAAAGUUGCCGCUCCCAAUGGUGGUGUCAAUAGCAUCAUCUAUCCUGGGGAGAACGGUAAGAAUUACUUAUCUAUUGCGCAUUACAAGAUAGUGUGGCCCUACGAGGUGUUGAACUUCACCCUCGACAAUCCUGGCAAGGCCCCGCAGGAUCAGUCGCGUCCGCAUCAAGCCCUUCUCGACCCGACGGGUUCGUUCCUCAUUUCACCUGACUUGGGAGCGGACUUGGUUCGUGUGUUUUUGAUAGACAAGGAGUCAGGUAAACUGCAUGCCGGGCCGCGAUUUGGAGAGUUCAUGGACUCCGCGAAGGAUACCCGAGAAGGAAAUACCACGUUGUACAUGGUAGAAGAGUUGGGCGACCGUUUGUGUUCAUUUGAAGAGUUGAGCUGUUUCGUCCCUUAUCCCGGCUAUAAACUCCCCACGAAUACGGCUACACUAUCUAGCAUUCAGGUAAAUAACCACAGCCUACAUAUUUCCGUAAGGAAAGAUGGCGAACUUGACGGAAAGGAUUCUCUAGUGACGCUGAAACUUGCCUCGGAUGGAACGGUUAUCCAAGAGCAGUCACUCUUUCCCUCGGGUGGGAUUAUGCCUCGAACGCUCGCGAUCAAUAAGAAAGGGGAUUAUGUUGCUGUAGCCAACCAGGAGACGUCGAAUGUUGUAAUUGCGAAGAGAGACUUUAGGGCUAGGGAAUUGCUGAAAGAAGUGGCUUCUCUGCAGGUUGGGCUGGUGCCACAACCCGGACAAUGGAUGGGCUUGAGCAGUAUCCUGUGGUAUGAAUAA
This is a messenger RNA of Aspergillus alliaceus, 1065 nucleotides long. Its product is annotated as Lactonase, 7-bladed beta-propeller-domain-containing protein. Gene Ontology annotation, molecular function: protein binding; 6-phosphogluconolactonase activity. Lineage: Eukaryota; Fungi; Ascomycota; Eurotiomycetes; Eurotiales; Aspergillaceae. The transcript has 4 exons. The record is from RefSeq and is a predicted model, not a curated record. Bases 1 to 1065 code for a protein of 354 amino acids.